AUGUCGGAUUUCUUCUACGCUGGCAAGGAGAAGUUGAAUGUUUGGAGAUAUAAUUUAUUGACACAAGAAUGGACAGAAAUGGAUCUUCUUGGUAAUUUUCCAACCGCGCUAGCUUCAUUUGCCUUGGUGCAGAGCUCUCCGUAUUCUAACCAAGUUGUGCUAUUUGGAGGCACGGCUGUACCCUUCGGAGCAUCGACGUCCUCUAGCGUUCACUUACUGUCCUUUCAUAAUACAUCCAACUCGAUUGUAUCAAUGGUACUUCCUGUAGAGGGAGAGAAGCUGGCUACCUACGGACAUGCAAUGCUGCGCGGUUCGGAUCCGUGUUCUUUUUAUGUUAUCGGUGGUACAACGGGACACAAUUUCUUCCUAGAUGUUGACAAAUUAACCUUCGGAGAUGGUCUAGCGAAGCGCAAGCUACUCUCGAAAGCUCAUUAUCCUGUUAAGACUCCUAACAUGGAAGGACGGUACCGCCUUGAAGCUGUUUUGCAUGACGAUCUCAUCUUCCUUUUUGGUGGUGGUCGUCCUGAUUACGUUACUGAACUUCGCACUAUAACAGUAUUUGACACCAAGAAAAAAGUGUUUGUUGAUUUACCAACUCUUCCUGAUGAAAGCAUAGGCAGUGCCAAUUGGGAAGAUGGAUACCCGAAAGGAAGAAGGUGUCAUUCGGUGACGAAAUGGAAGAGAAAGGCCAUACUCGUUGGAGGUUGCAGUGCUGAUAAAGACGACGACGAUGUCAGACACGUAGACAUGUACAGCGAUGUGUGGUCGUUUGAUUUGGAUACCUAUCAAUGGAAGAGAAUGCCAUUUGACCUAGCUACCCCGGAAGGAUGCUUGUUGGUUUGGGGCGGUGUGCGUGACAUCUACAGUUCACAUCGCACAAAUAUUGGCCAGUACUGCUAUCUCGAGCCUCCUUCUUUGAAAACUUUGGCUGCUCUUUCGCUGCGACCCUACAUUAAUUACAAGACUGUCGAGGAAGCGAACAAUUUGCGGUUUUCGUGUGUCAUGGAAGUGGUGCGAGGUAUUUGCAGU
This is a messenger RNA of Ostertagia ostertagi, 1029 nucleotides long. NCBI's taxonomy places the organism in Eukaryota, Metazoa, Nematoda, Chromadorea, Rhabditida, Trichostrongylidae. The record is from the annotation of a GenBank genome assembly.